AUGAAGUUCGUUGUCCACUUCAAGUUCAAGAACCCCAACGCUGAGUUCAAGUCGUACAGGGGCUCAAAAGUUUACACCUUGACUUUCUUGAAUGAGAAUCUGAACAAAAGUUGGACAAAGAGUACAAAAGACUCGGUUAAGUUUGACCGUUAG
Messenger RNA from Coprinopsis cinerea okayama7#130, 153 nucleotides. RefSeq lists its product as hypothetical. The record is from RefSeq and is a predicted model, not a curated record. Bases 1 to 153 code for a protein of 50 amino acids. Lineage: Eukaryota; Fungi; Basidiomycota; Agaricomycetes; Agaricales; Psathyrellaceae. The transcript is spliced from 2 exons.